UCCUCCGACCUAAAAACGACUUUCUAGCUGACUAAGUGACUGCUGCAGAGGUGACGAGUGUGUAUCACACUGUCCAACACGCUACAUCAUAUCGAGCAGGAGGUUGUGGCACAAAGCUAGCCCCAACGAUUUAUCCAGACUCGGACAUUGCCAAGAGGAUGGCCUGUGGUCGGACGAAGGCAGAAGCCAUUGUCACGGAUGUACUUGCCCCUGCCUCCGUCGAAGAUUGCUUGAAAGUCCUCAGAAGACCACUGAAUGAGCAACGAGCACAACCAAAGGUAAAGUUAAAGUUAUGUUCAUGGAUGUAACAUUGUUGUGUGUUAGCUAUUUGUGUAACAUUAGCUAGCUAUUGUUAGCUAAUCAUCUUCUUCUGCUGGUAUGUUAAAAGUCAACAUUUCACUAUUCGUUAUCUCCCAAACUAAACAAAACUAUAAUUUUUGAAAAAGUCUAAAUAUUUCUAUAGAUCAUAUUUAUAUAAAAUCAAUAAUGAUCAAAACAGUAAAGCAGUAUCUUUUAUUUUUUAUAAUAAUCCGUUUUUAGAGAAUCUCUUUUAAGUUCACCCCAUCUGUGUGUGUGUCCCCACAGCCCACACGCCAUUCUUCUCAGUGGCUUCAGACGCCUCCAAUCAUGGGACCACCAAGCUCUUCCCACUGUCAGUGCAUUACUGGACGCCAGACUUGGGAGUACAGACGAAGGUCCUUGAUUUUUAUGAUGACAGUGAUGAAACAUCUGCCGCGAUCCACAACCAGAUAGUCACCAAGCUGGAGGAAAACAGACUGGGUCUAGACAUGAUAUCUGCGUAUUCCGCUGACAAUGCUAGUGUGAAUUACGGGAGAUACAACUCUGUCUUCCAGAAACUGAAAGAGAACAAUUGCAUUUUGAAGGCAAACUUUGUGGCCCACAUCGUUCACAACAGUGCAAAACACGCAGGAGAUCGGCUUAAUAUCAACAUUGAAAAUGUCGUUAACAAGACCUUUAGCCACUUCUCCUCAUCUGCCAAACGCACUGAGGAACUUAAGUCAAUUCACACCUUUGUGGAGAUAGAGUACCAGUCCCUGCUUAGAAAUGUGCCCACAAGAUGGCUGAGCUUGUGUCCUGCAGUGAAGAGGCUUCACGACAGCUGGGCUCCUAUCAAGACCUACUUUCUCUCAUUGGGAGAGGACGGGUGCCCAAAGUCACUAUGGCGGCUGUUCAAGGAUGACCAGGAUGGUGAAGGCAACCCCCUGGAUCUACAGGUUUACCUGUCCUUCCUCAGCAAUGCGCUGAAGAUUUUCCACGACACUGUGCUGGUGCUGGAGCGAGAAGAUGGGACUGUCUGUGAGCGCUACGAUAUGAUGUUCACCCUAAAAACCAAGCUGCAGCUACGACAGAGUGAUGGUUUCUUUGGGGCCCAGACGGAUGUACUCCUCCAGCAGUUUCCAGACUUACAGGCAGCUGUGCUCAAAGAGGACAUGUGCAACUUCUACCAGUCCUCUCUCACCUACCUGGAGCAGCGCUAUGACUUCUCAGACUCCAACUACCAUAAGAAAUUGGCUAGCCUGGCACUAAAGAAGAGCCCAUUCAACUUCUCCCAUCUCUGUGAAGCUGUAGCGGUCCUGCAGCUAAACAAGAAGUUGGACAUGGAUGCGCUAUAUGAUGAGUAUUGUGUCGUUCUGCCACACCAACAGGCCAUCGUGCAGUCUGGAGCUCCAGCCGUGGAGAAGUGGGCCACCUUACUCAAGCACACACACACACACACACCAAACAUGACAGCAUUAGCUUCUUUCCUCUUGAGUGUACCAAUCACCAAUGCUUCAGUGGAGAGGGUCUUUUCACUGAUGACAGGAUGCUGGACGGACACAAGGAACAGAUGUUCGGUAAACCUCAUCAAGUCAGAAAUCCAGGUGAAGAGCAACUUCACAUUCAGUUGCAAGGACUUCUACACUUAUGUAGUGAAAGAGAAGGUUCUCCUCAAUGCUGCACGCUCCAACAAGAAAUACAAGUUCAAGAAAGUAGAAACCUAGUUAUGUAAGACCCCAUUUGUCUAAGAUGAAGAUUGAUGUGCAAAUGUGUCACUUUACGGAAACAGUAGCCUUUUAGGUCAAAAUAUGUCAUUGUUUUUCAUAGGAUUGUAUCUUGGCACCAUUUUGUAUUGUUGUAACCUUGUGAUGGUGAUGGGUUUGCACUCCUCUGUCUAUACUGGAAAACCAUUUGGAAGCUU
Molecule: messenger RNA, 2200 nt
Organism: Gadus macrocephalus (Pacific cod)
Lineage: Eukaryota; Metazoa; Chordata; Actinopteri; Gadiformes; Gadidae
Exons: 2
Coding region: 789-2003 (404 amino acids)
Molecular function (GO): protein dimerization activity
Source: RefSeq, a predicted model, not a curated record